Anisakis simplex (herring worm) is the source of this 1704-nucleotide messenger RNA. NCBI's taxonomy places the organism in Eukaryota, Metazoa, Nematoda, Chromadorea, Rhabditida, Anisakidae. The record is from the annotation of a GenBank genome assembly.
AUGGAUCGAUACCAUAGCGACAGCCAUAGUGAAGGAGCUGUUUCGAAGAGCAGUACAUUAUCAACUGUGAAGUUGGAUAGUUCAGAUGAAGAUGAUAAGAUCGAUUGUGUAUCGAAUGUCACCUCGUCGAGACGACAAAGGAGCACAAACCCUGAACACGAACCCAAUAAAUGCAGUCUUUUGCCCGUAAACUCAUCCGGACGCCAGUCCAGGUCAAGGUCCAAAUCUUGUCCAUCUUCAGAUGCAAUGGUGCAGUCAUGGAAUAAUGCCUCUGAAUCGACUGAUUUCAAAAUCAAUUCGAACGAUCCAUUAGGAUGUCUCAAGCAACAGCAACACAAACAUUGUUCAAUAAGCCAAUUCGACGAAAGUGCUCCCCGAAGCAACGCAAAUAUGGAAAUACGAUUGAGUUUAUUGGAAAUGAAAGUGAAGAAUUCGUCAGUCAGUUGGUGUGAAUUUGAUUUGUUGGGGUGGUUGAAUCUGGUGGUGCUGAAGUCGGAUCAAAUUGCGCGACGUGAAUCUUCCUUACCGUGGUUGGUGGCUAUGUUGAGAGGUCGUAAGAAGACUGCAGCAACUAAUGCUGAAGAUGCAGUUGCAGUUAAUAAGCCUGCUACACGAACAGGUGGAUUGGCAACUCGUUCAUCGAAUGUAACGAUUCCUUCAACAGCUGCAUUCGAAUCCCUCCCUCAAAAAACGCAUCACCCUCAGCGUACCAACGCCGCACUUCACGACCAUAGAAAUGUCGGUGUCAACGAAAACAAAAAUGUCGCCAAAGUUCAAAAGGUGUUGCAAACGAAGGAGGACGCGAAGAAACAAAAACAGAGUAAUUUGGCGGCUGCGGAAAAAAUCGAGAAGCAACACGAAUCCGAAUCGAAGACGACGGCGUGGAGUGCGGCAAGAUUCGACGAUGUCGUUUUGCGUUGUAAUAUUUAUGCAGAUGACAUCUACGACUAUAUUUUCCAUGCCGAGAAGAAACACGGAGUUCCACCUGCAUUCUUGUGUGGUCAUACGGUGACUCCAAAGAUGCGUUCCAUAUUGGUCGAUUGGCUUCUUCAAGUGCACAUCAGGUUCCAUCUUCUACCAGAGACAAUAUUCGCCACAAUUAAUAUUUUGGAUCGUUAUUUGGCUGUUGGAGACGCCGAUAAGUCCAAUUUACAACUGAUCGGCAUAACUUGCAUGUCAAUCGCGUCAAAAUACGAGGAAGUGUAUGCGCCAGAAAUGCAAGAUUACGUCUAUAUUACAGAGAAUUCGUACAGCAAACAUGAUAUUGUCUUAAUGGAAAUGAAGAUUUUGUCAAAAAUCGGCGUCGACUUGGGUCGUCCGCAUGUGAUUCAAUUUCUGCGACGUAUCAGUUGUUACUUCGAUGCAGUUUUGCAUUCGAUGGCGAAGUAUAUAUGCGAGAAUGCAGUUUUCGACUAUACGACAUGCCAUCUGAAGCCAUCCUUCAUCGCUGCCAUUUCGUUGUGGCUGGCUAGUCGACUAGAAGAUCGUGAAUUGCCUGAUGACAUCUUUGCUAUUGCCAGAGUGAGCGAAGAAGAGAUUCAAGAGUGGAGUGCGGUGUUUGCGACGAGCCUGCUGAAGACACACACCAACACCAAACUGACUGCACUCAAGAACAAAUACUCAAACUCAAAGUUUUCACGCGUCUCUGAUCUCUUACCGAAUCAAGUGUCAAUUUUACAGAAAAUUGCAGCUAAUCGGUCUUGA